GAGGGUGGGCCAGUACAUGUGCGUGUGUAGUCAGUACUGGAGGUUAUUUUGAAAGUGACCCCUCACCGCCGCGGACCGCACACAGCUGUCGGGAACCAUGACACAAGAUGACGGAUACGGUUGUCGUAGAGGGACAAGUCAGACUCCGUGAGGGGAAAAAGUGGAAAAACAGAUGGGUAAUUCUACGAAAACCUUCGCCUGUAGCAGACUGCCUGUCCCUGCUGGUGUAUAAGGAACGUGGAGAAAAAAGCAAAGGACAAAGGGAAAGGAGUCAAGCCACGUUGAGGGAUAUCUGUGGACUGGAGGCUCUUCAGGGGUUUGAUGGAGUGAAUUAUGUGCUCAGUCUGAUCUGCCUGAGCCAGUCUGUCAUGCUGGGCUUUGACAACAAAGUUACUCUUCUGGCCUGGGAUGCUCGUAUCCGCUACAGCCUUGGGGAAGUUCACAGGUUCAGUGUUAAUGUCCAGCCAGGCACCAAACUAGAAAGUGGCCCCGCCUCCCUGCAUUUGUGCAAUAACUUGCUUGUUAUUGCCAGAGACCUCCCCCCAACUGUCAUCGGUCAAUGGAAACUGUCAGACUUGAGGCGUUACGGCGCCGUUCCUAAUGGAUUUGUCUUUGAGGGCGGGACAAGAUGUGGCUACUGGGCUGGUGUUUUCUUUCUAGCGUGUGCAGAAGGAGAACAGAUCAGUUUUUUGUUCGACUGCAUCGUUCAGGGCAUAUCGCCAAGCAGGGGGCCGUUUGGACUGCGCCCAGUCCUGCCAGACCUAGGUGCUAACCCAUUGUCUAUAGAAGACAGGAUUAGCCAGGAGGCCAGUGAACUAGAGAAGCGACUCAGUAUGCUGUCUAUAUGUAGCCAACACAGCAGUGCAGCCUCCACCUUCAGUUAUGGUGCCUCCAUGGCAGGAGAUGAUAGGAGUAUCUCCAGCUCCUCCUCUGAGACCAGCCAGUCUGAUAACAGCUUGGGCAGCCGUCUGGCAUUGUGGUCCGAGCCUGUCAGACAUCCCACCCCUGUCGAACCUUCAUCAUCAUCAGUGGCCACGGGACCCAAGAGCACAGCCUUUUCUGUCAGCACGUCCAGUGACGAGCGUCUAUAUGGAGCAGGUACUGGAGGUCUCCGCCCCCCAUCCAAGCCACCACAACCUAGGGGCCUUCAAGAGGCGGGACGCCAGAGCUCAACCGACAGUGGUAUUGCCACAGGGAGCCAUUCCUCUUAUUCUGGAAGCUUCUCUUCUUCAUACACUGGUAGCAUGGAUAUUGGACAUGGAGAGACUGAGGAGUUUGGAUCCUCGAUAAGCCUCCCUCAAAACACUUUGGUACGGACAAUAACCCACAUACCCGAGCACGGGUCAUGUGCGUGUCCCCGUAGAGACGCUGCUGAAAUGCAAGCCACUGGGUACUUGGUACCCAAUCCAGCUUUGCAGCAUUAUGAUGUCCCCCGUCGGCUGGCACACCACCACACCUUCGAUCAGGAGCAGUCUUUGAUACCUGCAGACCAGGAACGGAGGCCUGAGAGCGGAGGAGCUGUGAGAAAGGAGGACACGUCUGCAGAUGCCACUGUGCCAGUGAGAUUAAACUGGUGUGGUGAAGCGCCUCCUGAAGGCUCAUCAAUGACAGAAUUACAGCCAACCUUUUGUCCAGACUGUGGGGGCGACAAGGUGUUGGAGAGGAGCAGAUGUGAGAUGAGCAGCAGUUCGGAGCAACAGAAACCUUUUCAUGAGACUCACGCAGAUCCAAAAGGCAAUUAUGAGCAAAUGGCAUUUAUGACUGAUGCAUGCAGGUGGCCACAGUUCAGAGCAGGAGAGUAUGGAUGUUCGCUGCCUUGCCCCGGGGACAUGGGACUGAUGGUUAUUGACCGAUUUCAAAGUGAUUCUGCAAACUAUGUGAAUAUACCGGUCAGUCCUACAUCUAAACGGCAGCUGCAUUAUAUGGAGUUGGAUCUGCAGGAUCGACAGGAGUCGAGCCACACCGUCAGAGCGUCCAGCUCAAGCACCAAGUACGCCCACAUUGACAUCACUGCUACUGAGACAGUACAGAGGGUGGGAGCCCAGCAUGCACAAGGCAGAGAGCAGAGACUACAGGAACUUGAACAGAAGAAAAGAGGAACUUUACCCUGAACAUAUCAAUACAAAUAUGCAUACAUAGAGUGCAGUGAAAUCCAUAUUUAUGACACUUUUUUUUUACAAAAUUUCAGAUUACCAUUUUUUCUUUUAAAUUCAUGGUAACACUUUAUAGUGACUUUGUUAUACAUUAAAUAUAAUAACUAUAGUAGUAAAAUUAAAUUAUGCAUACUUGCAACUAAACCUACAGUAAGUACAUGUUGUUAAUCAUUAUUACUUAGUACUUAAAUGUACAGUAUAAUAACACUGCAACAUGGACAUCGUAAAAUAUAGUGUAACUAAGUCCACAAUAAAUGCAUUUAAUAGCGGUCUUUUAUGGACCUCACUUUAUACAUAUACAUAAUUGCCCUUUAAAUGUAAUGCAUAAUACAUGACUGUGCUAAAUAAUUAUUGUAAUUGCUAAAGAUAUUUCUAAAUUUUAUUCUGUGUAAUUUUGUAGAUUAAUGUGUUGUCUACCAUUUUUGAUAUUCACAUGGAAUUAGUAAGGUUUUACUGAAACAAAACACACAUUGACUGUUAACAACUGUAAAUAUAUUAUCUUUGGUGACCAAUUUUACUUUGUACAUUUACACAUUUAAAUAUUUCAUAAGAAACAUGCUACAUGUAUGAAACAUGUAUUUUUUCAGAUAUUAUUUUCUGACAUUUCUAUAUUGAACAUAGUAGUAAUAAAGCUGUC
Messenger RNA from Paramisgurnus dabryanus, 2790 nucleotides. RefSeq names its product docking protein 7b (gene dok7b). Gene Ontology annotation, molecular function: protein kinase binding. The record is from RefSeq and is a predicted model, not a curated record. Gene Ontology annotation, biological process: positive regulation of protein tyrosine kinase activity; neuromuscular junction development. Lineage: Eukaryota; Metazoa; Chordata; Actinopteri; Cypriniformes; Cobitidae.